AUGGAGGGUAAGUACAACAGCGGGGACCACAUGAGCGACCACCACCACAACAGCAACAACCACAACAGCAACAGCUACGGAGAGAACGAGUCCGCCAAUCACGACGGCAAGAACGACAACACCAACGAUGACAAGAACAACAACAACAACAAGAACGACGACGACGACAAGAACAACAACAGCGACAGAUACGAAGGUGGCCGCCGCACCAGCGAUUACCACAAGAGCGGUGGCUAUGGAGAGGGCAAAACGGGGAUGGAGAGGGGUACAACGGCGACCACCACAACAGCGGUAGCUACGAGAAGUGGUAGCUACAACAACGGCACCUUUAACCAAGGCAUGAACAGACACCUUUCCAUCAAAUUGUCUUCCAACUCCUUUUUUCGACAAGCUUCCGACUACGAAACUGUUGGGAUGCAGUAG
Messenger RNA from Peronospora matthiolae, 423 nucleotides. The record is from the annotation of a GenBank genome assembly. Lineage: Eukaryota; Oomycota; Peronosporomycetes; Peronosporales; Peronosporaceae.